AUGAAAGCGAAUGGGUCCAAGAAGCAGAAUUCGGGUCGGGACAUUCCUGGACCCACGAACCCGAUGGUGACGCCUUUGCUCACGGAUCUAUAUCAAUUCACCAUGGCUUAUGCCUACUGGAAAGCUGGCAAGCAUAAAGAACGUGCUGUGUUCGAUUUGUAUUUUCGGAAGAAUCCCUUUGGAGGGGAGUACACAGUCUUUGGUGGAUUGGAAGAGUGUGUGCGGUUCGUUGCUAAUUACAAGCUCUCAGAGGAAAACAUUGAUUUUAUCAAGAAAAAUUUGUCUGUUUCAUGUGAGGAUGGCUUCCUUGACUAUCUUAGAGGAAUUGACUGUUCUGAUGUUGAGGUGUAUGCUAUUCCCGAAGGAUCAGUUGUUUUUCCUACAGUACCCCUCUUGAGGGUGGAAGGUCCAAUUGCUGUUGUUCAAUUGCUGGAAACACCUUUCCUCAAUCUAAUUAAUUUUGCAUCAUUAGUUUCAACUAAUGCUGCAAGGCAUCGUUUCGUUGCUGGAAAAUCAAAAACUCUACUUGAGUUUGGACUACGAAGGGCUCAGGGGCCUGAUGGUGGAGUUGGUGCAUCAAAGUACUGUUAUAUUGGAGGAUUUGAUGCAACAAGCAAUGUUGCAGCAGCAAGGUUAUUCGGCAUUCCUCUUCGUGGCACUCAUUCCCAUGCCUUCGUUAGCUCGUAUACGAGCUUUGACGAGAUUAUAAACAAAAAGCUUCGUAAAAAAGAUGGUUCAAGCACAUGUGAAGAUUUUGUUUGUUUAGUUCAAAAAUGGCUGAGAAAAAUUCAGUUGUCAAAUGCACUACGUAGCAUUUUUACUGAGACCAAUCAAAGUGAGCUGGCAGCAUUCACAUCAUAUGCAUUGGCAAUUCCUGAUAACUUUCUUGCCCUUGUAGACACUUAUGAUGUCAUGAGAAGUGGAAUCCCGAACUUUUGUGCAGUUGCAUUAGCUCUCAGUGAAUUAGGAUACAAAGCAAUUGGAAUUAGACUGGAUUCUGGCGAUCUUUCAUAUCUGUCUUGUGAGGUCAGGAAGUUCUUUUGCUCCAUUGAGAAGGAAUUUGGAUCGUCCGGUUUUGGAAAGAUGUGUAUCACAGCUAGUAAUGACCUUAAUGAGGAAACGUUAGAUGCUUUAAACAAACAGGGUCACGAGAUUGAUGCCUAUGGAAUUGGGACACACCUGGUUACAUGUUACGCUCAAGCUGCUUUAGGUGUUGUUUUCAAGCUGGUUGAGAUAAAUAAGCAACCUCGUAUCAAACUUUCUGAAGAUGUCUCAAAGGUCACUAUUCCAUGUAAGAAGCGAAUUUAUAGGUUGUAUGGGAAAGAAGGUUAUCCUUUGGUAGACAUAAUGACUGGGGAAAAUGAACCCUCUCCAAAGUUGGGAGAAAGAAUUCUGUGCCGCCAUCCCUUUCAAGAAUCCAGGAGAGCAUAUGUGGUCCCACAGCAUGUUGAGGAGCUUCUAAGGUGUUACUGCGCAGGGAAUUCAGGUAAAAAGGGAGAAACCUUGCCACCUUUAAAGGAGAUAAGAGAGCGAUGCAUCAAGCAACUUGAGCAAAUGCGACCUGACCACAUGAGAAGAUUGAAUCCGACUCCAUAUAAGGUUAGUGUGAGUGCAAAGUUAUAUGACUUCAUUCAUUUCUUGUGGCUUAAUGAGGCACCCGUCGGGGAACUGCGGUAA
Abrus precatorius (Indian licorice) is the source of this 1677-nucleotide messenger RNA. RefSeq names its product nicotinate phosphoribosyltransferase 1-like. The record is from RefSeq and is a predicted model, not a curated record. The transcript has 15 exons. Bases 1 to 1677 code for a protein of 558 amino acids. NCBI's taxonomy places the organism in Eukaryota, Viridiplantae, Streptophyta, Magnoliopsida, Fabales, Fabaceae. Gene Ontology annotation, biological process: NAD+ biosynthetic process. Gene Ontology annotation, molecular function: nicotinate phosphoribosyltransferase activity.